AUGUCAAGAUUUUACAACUCUAAUAAUGAUGAAAUUCUUUCUUCUAAAAUUAUAAUUGAAGGAGCCACUCCCUAAGUUGAACCUAAGAUUCUAUCAAACUCAGAUAUUUAAUUUUAAAGUGAAAUUAGUAACAUGGAAAGCAUGAGGUCAAUAAAUUAAGAGACCAAAAAAAAAAUUAAGCUCAUCUAAAAGAAUUCUUAAAUCUUUUCUCUCAAAUUUUAAGUAACAGUACUUUUAAUAUAAGCAACCUGCUCUUUUAAAUAGCAAAAAAUAAAUCUAACACAGCUUAUUUAAGAUUGAAAAAAAUAGUCAAGAUGGAAAAUUAAAGUAAGUAUUGAAUAAAUAGAUGCUCAAGAAAUUCAAAGAUAAUUUAUUAUAAAAUGCUCAUAUUUUAUCUCAUAAUGUAUUAUAAGAGAAAAAACCUCUACUCAAUUACUUAUUUUUAGAUUAUGUAGUAUAAGAUGGUAGGUAAUUAAAAAAAAAUAAACUCGCAAAUAAUAUAGAGAAACUUCUAUUCUUCUAAGUUUUCUUACCCUAAGACAAUUUUGUGAAAUAUUGGAAUUUAUUUAGCAUUCUAUUUAGCUUUUUUAUUCUUUGGUUUUCACCAUUCAUUACCUCGUUUUAAUUAUUAUAAAACUCAAGUGUUUAAUAAUCAAUAGUAUUUAUUUUCAUUUUUUUAUUGGUUGAUGGAUUAAUUACAUGCAAUAAAGCAUAUCUUAAAUAAGGAGAAGUAAUAAAUUAUAUAAUUAAAUUAGUUAGUUAUUAGUAGAAGAUAGAUAAUAAAUAAUUAUUUAAGAAAUCAAGUCUUAAGUGAUUUUUUAAAUCUUACUAUUUGGAUUUUGAUGUAUAAUGGAAUAGAAUACUUUUAAAUAAUUGAGAUGUUAUCAAUUUUUUAGAUCAUAAUAAUUAUUAAUACUGUUUAUAAAAAAAUCAAUAAUUUUGUUGAUUAUUUAUAUUUGAAUGGCAACUUAAGUGAAGUGUUAGAUCUAGUAUUUCUAAUAAUCUCCUUAUAUUAUUUUGUACACAUUAUAGGCUGUCUUUGGCAUUAUUUAGCAGUAAUAGGAGAGUAAUUAAAUGAAGUUUCAUGGAUCCAAAAACAUUCCCUUGAAAAUCAAUCUUAUAUAAUAAAAUAUGAUUAUGCUGUAUAUUGGGCUACUAUGACAAUGGUGACUGUUGGUUAUGGUGACAUUACUGCAUCAAAUCCUAUUGAAAUUGUUUUUUCAAAUUUUACAAUGUUUAUUAGUAGUUUUGUAUUUGCUUAUUCAAUGAAUUCAAUAGGGAUAAUUAUUAAGAAUCUUUAUGAUGUAAGAAAUUUAUACAAGUAAAGUAUCUCUAUAAUUAUAAAGAAGGUAAUUAAUUUUAAUUAAUGCUUACAUGAAGAAUAAUUUGGUUGAUGAUUCUAUAUCCAAUAGAGUUAGAAAUUAUUUAAAGAAUUAAGUUGAUCAUGAAUCUAAAAAUAAUUAAAUUGAAGUAUUAAUUGAAUUAUUAAUCAUAGGCUUAACAAAUUAUUGAUAAUCUACCACAUGGAUUAAGAGAUGAUGUUAAUAUAAACAUUAAAACUAGAAUAUUAUCAAAUAUGAAAUUGUUAGUAAACAACUUUUCCAAAUAAACUCAAUCUCAAAUAAUUCAUAAACUUGAAUAAGUUAAUUUUAUACCUAAUGAUAUAAUUCAUGAACCUGAAGGAUUAAAUAUAGAUUAGUAUCUGUAAAAUUUAAUCUAAGUACAUAGCUACUAUUUAGAUUAAGGUUCAGUAAGUCUUGUAGAAGUGCGUACAUAGAAAAUUAUAUAAGAAUAUAAAGAGGGGGAUACAUUGGGAGAACAUUCAUUUAUAAGUGGAAUAUCAUAAAAAUUCAAGUUAAUUAGUACAAGUUUCUGUUAAUUAUAUCGAAUUUCUAGAUAAGAUCUUUUGAAAGUACUUUAAAAUAAUUAGAAAGAUAAAGAAAUAUUCUAUUCUUUAUAAGAUUAAUUACUAUAUCUUUCUGAUUAUAGUCUAAUAAACAAGAAAUGUAAUUUCUGCCAUAAAUUUGAUCAUUAAAAUAGUGAUUGUUUUAUAAUCUCAUAUAAACCUAAUUUAGAGAAAAUAAUAAAGAUGUAGGAAUUUUUAUCAUAACCACGAAGUUAAUUAAAUAGAAAUGCACGUUAAAAAUUAAAAGUAGUAAAUUCAAUUUAAGUACUAUUAUAUUAAUUUAUAAGGGAAUAUAAAGUACCAUUUAAUAAUUUUAAUAAUGUGAAAUCGUAUCUAAUCAAAAUGAUUCUUUAACAAUUAUGAGUGGUACUAAAAGAAUAAAACAAUAUUCUACUCAUAGAUAGAGUGAUAAUAAAAUUGAAUAGCCAGAAUUAUCAUCUCUUAGUGAAUAAUCUCCAGAUAUAUAGAUAGAUAAAAUGACUCAUCGUAAACCUUCAUCUAAUUUUACUGGAAAAAUUAAUUUAUAAAACCUUUAAAAUAUUGAUAAUAAAGAUGCUUAAAGAAAGAUAUCUAUAGCAAUAUUAAAAGAAUAAACUUUAAAUAUAGAACAUCCAAGUUAAUAAAUCAUUUAAUUAAGAUCUAUCAAAAAUCUAUCUAAUACAGCUAUAUUAGAAUAUGAAGAUCAUAUCAAAUAAGUCAAAUUUAUUAAUCUUGAUAUUGAUAAAGGUUAUGAAUUUUAAAAUUAUUUACCAUAAAAUAAUCUUUAAAAUGUAAUUCUAAAUUACAAUAAAUAAAAAGUUAAAUUUAUACCUAUUUACUCAAAAAACAUGAAUAAAUCUUUGAAAUACACUUUUUAUUAUAAAAUAGCCAAAUUAGCAUGUUAAAUGAGAAUGAUAUCUGCUCCAAUUACAAGAAAAUUAUUAAAAGGUCAUCAAAUGAAGAAACAUUAAAAUGAUUUUUGA
Molecule: messenger RNA, 2868 nt
Organism: Paramecium pentaurelia
Lineage: Eukaryota; Ciliophora; Oligohymenophorea; Peniculida; Parameciidae
Source: the annotation of a GenBank genome assembly